CCUCCUCCCCCUCCUGCUGCUCCUCUUCUUCUUUUCCCUCUUGUUCUUCUCCCUGUGCGUUGAUGAGGCAGUGUGCACAGCGGCGGUGGUGUUGAAGGUGGGGUGCACCAGCGGUCGCAUCCUGACUCCAGCCCAGAGGUCCCGGACAGACGCGUGAUGGUGCGGACUCAUUGAUAAAAAGCUGAGCUGCUGGGAUUAAAAUGAGCACUCCUGCUGAGCGGCUCUCCUCCUCCACAUAGCGCUGCCUUCUCUGCACAGGAUCUGUUUUAUGUGACUUCAGCAGGCGACGCAGGAUGACUACUACCUUAUCGCUGGUGAUUUUGUGCGCUUUGGUGGCGUUAGUGUUGGCGGCUAAGACGGAGCGGGCGGUGCCGCACCCCUGCGAGUCCGGCCAGUACACCAGCGACGGAGAGUGCUGCAAGGAGUGUCCACCUGGAGAGGGAGUGGUGCAGAAAUGUGGUGCUACUCAGACCGUCUGCGCCCAGUGUUUGGACAGUGAGACCUUCUCUGAGACCUACAGUCUCACAGAGGAGUGCACGCCAUGCACACAAUGUACCGGCCUGAUGCGGCUGGCGACGCCCUGCACCGACUCCAACGACGCCAUAUGCAUCUGCAAGUACAACUACUUCUUCAACGCGAUAUCUAACCGCUGUGAGCCCUGCACGAUUUGCCCGGUAGGACAGGGUGUGUUUGCUCACUGCGAUCACGAUCGCGACACGUUGUGUGAGGAGUGCGUGGACGAUACCUUCUCCGACCGGGAAAGCUCCCUCGAACCCUGCCUGCCCUGCACCAUCUGUGAUGAGGAAACUGAGCUACAGCUGGGUGUGUGCACGCCGGUCCAGGACUCUGUCUGUCAUAAUCCGAACCUACCCACGGACAUAACUCCCACCUCGGAUUUGGGUCCGUCUCCACCCUACUACACCGAUUACUUCCCCCUGGAUGGCUCCGACAGCCCGUUGCCAGGUGGAGAGACGACCACAUCAAGCGCCGGCUCUCCUCGCUUCCUCGGCCACGGCCUCAACGAAAACCUCAUCCCUAUCUACUGCUCAAUCCUGGCCGCUGUGGUGGUGGGCCUGGUGGCUUAUAUCGUUUUUAAGAGGUGGAACAGUUGCAAGCAGAACAAGCAGGCAGCUAAUAACCGUGCGGCUACAAACAACCAGAUGGUGACGCCGGAGGGAGAGAAGCUGCACAGCGACAGCGGCAUCUCGGUGGACAGUCAGAGUCUGCAGGAGCAGCAGCAGCAGCAGCAGCAGGCCCAGGCUGAAGUCCAGACUCAGCAGUCACACUCACUCACACAGGAACAAAUAGUGGUGAGGGUGGAUGGUGACCCCGAGCCUGACUCGCCUCCCCCUGAAGCCUGAGGAGGAAGAGGAGGUGUCAGAGCUGAAUACAGGGAGAGGAGAGCGGGGACCUGGACCGUGGACCAAAAAGAAAGCAGGGUGUGGGGGGGGGGUGGUUGGCCACACAGAGACUGGCCAUAGAGCAAAGACUUGAAUUGCAUGGACCUCCCAGCGCCUUUGGGCUACAGCCUGACUCUUCAUCCCUGCAUAUAGAGUCCAACUCUAUCUAUCAGUGUGCCUGGACACAACCUCUACGGCAAUAUCAGUCACCAUCUGUACCAAUGUCCCCGCAGAUACAUUAUCAUAGAUAUGGCAGUGCAUUUCCUAUUAACUGAACACACCAGUAUCUAAUGUUGACACAUGACAUAAUUCUCACUAACUGCCAGCUUAUCCUCUACCCCUUUCUCAGCUUUCCAUUUUCCUUCUGAUUCCACAUUCACUCGCCAUGAAACACAUGUGCCUAAAAGGUAAAUAGGCAGAAAGGUAUUCCAUUGUCUCGUCUCUCUUUUCAGCCGUUUUCCUCUCACUCUCUCACAUCUUCCUCUGUGGCAUCCCACUCUCAGACAAUCCUCUCUCCAUAGGAUUCACUCUAUUAGACCCCCACCGUCAUCUGCGAUACAAAAAGCAGCGGGGGAGCUGUGAGUCACUCCCAACUUCUUCUGAAGUUUCUUGUUCUUUUAUCAUUUUACCACAGACGCGUUUCACGGCAUGCCGUCUUGUAAAAUGUUUGCGUCAUUGUUUGAGAUUGGCCACACCGACUGAUGCAAGUGACUCACAUUUGGGAAGAAAGGUCAAUUACCGUGUAGCCCGCUCGGUAAUCAACCAUUUUUCCUCAGCGAGAUGCUUCGUCCUGCGCUCCGCGGUCUGCAUGCCCUCUGUGACACAGACCCCAUCACAGCGCCUCCAGGGUUUGUGUUUCAGCAAUUUCAUGCUUAUAAUGUAACACACCCAAAUGUUUGUCUCCUGUUCGUGGUGCAUUACUUUCAUUUUGUGGCUUGAGUUACACGGCUGAUGCAGUGCCUCCGUGCUGCUCUGUGGAGCCUGGACGUGCAAAAUGAGCGAACCAUCUCUGGAAGCUGGAGCUCUGCUGACUCACCGCGACAAGUUGACAUGUCUAACGGGAAGCGAAGCCGUCCGAUGAGCAAAAAAGGAGCUGUGGCGUCAUUCAGAGCUGCUCAUUAAACCGGCGCUUUGAUGAAAAAGGAAUCCCAUCCAUCAUAAUUUACAUUUAUUGUAUGGGAAAUUGGGACACCCCUCAGAGGCUAACUCUAUUUUUACUAACCCCACCUCCAUCUCCACAUUCUGCAAUUUUGCGUCCAGCUCUGUCUCUGUUAUAGAGCCCGAUGAACAGUGUUGAAGCGCUGAUGCAUUGCCAUUGGCUCACGUCAACACUGGGCCCAUUAGAGGGACUUCCUGACAGGCAGGUAGUAAUUACCUCAGGGUUUCAGCUUCAUUUAGCCCCUGCUCCACUCAGAUCAGCCACCUCUCAUCUGGAUUAAUGCUGCGGACAACAGAGGGUCGACACAGCUUUCCUUCGAAGCCGCAACAUUACAGAUCCCUUAUCCAAGUCCAAGACCGCUGACAUUUACUGUAUCGCCAUGGUAAUAUAAAAGCACUUAGUCCAGGCUCACUUCUAAAGCUGGGUGGCACCUUUUAUCACACGGGGCCGCUUUUAUGUCGCCCCCACCUACUGCUCGCAGUAACCGUAAAAGCAGUUGACACAGAUACGUUGUAAAGGAAAUUUACUGUAGCUGAGAUUGACUGCGCUACGUUAGCAUUCAUUCCUACAGCAGCAUGUACCUUCUCAGGGUCCCUCUUGUUGUGGUACCACUGAAAACUGUCAAGAGAUCUGCAGAGGAUUUCUGUAAACAGCCUGUAGAUGUAUGAUAGAGUAGGUAGGUAGACAGGUGUAAGUUAGGUGUUAGGUUCACACGGGAAGAGAGUAGGAAGACAUGGGCUGAUACGAUUCAGAAACUGAUGAAUUUAAAGAAAUAGUUUGACAUUGUGGGAAACAAACUACUUAUUUGAUCUCCUGUUGAGAGUUUGGUGACAAGACGGAUACCUCUCUCAUCUCAGCAGCUGGUUAGCUUAGCUUAGCAUAAAGACUGGAAACAGGGGGACAGCUAGCCUUGCUAUUACUAAAGGAAACAAAAUCUGCCAAAUAGCAGAUAAUAGCACCUAAUAGCAUAAAGCUGACAAAUGAACACAGCACAUGUUGUUUAAUAGAAAAAUGAAAGUGUGUGGAAGACAAAGAAAAUCAGCCGUUACAUCCUGCCUGAUGCUGCAUGAAUCGGUCACAUGGUCACCAACAUCCCAAGACAAUGAAACUUUCUCGUCUCUUCACAUGUGUUUCAUUCUGUAUCACUGCGUCAACAUGAAUGGAAACAAAUAAAACUCAGCUGGAUUUUGCUCACAGCUCCUGGGCAUGUGGUGUGGACAUGUGACCACACACACACACACACACACACACACACACACACACACACACACACACACACACACACACACACACACACACACACACACACACACACCCACAAGUACAGUGGAUGAUUCACUCCUCUAUUGAGAGAGCCGGUAUGAUUCAUCCUGAUCCUAGCUGUGGCAGUGACAUUAAAGCAGACGCUGCUACAGUAUGAGUGACCAGAGUGUUGAUUUAAAGAAAAAAAAAAAAAAAAGAAAGAAGAAAAACUCAACAUCCUCCUCGAUUCCCUCUGCCCCUGAGCCUCAAUCAGCCCU
Toxotes jaculatrix (banded archerfish) is the source of this 4079-nucleotide messenger RNA. RefSeq names its product nerve growth factor receptor a (TNFR superfamily, member 16) (gene ngfra). The record is from RefSeq and is a predicted model, not a curated record. Lineage: Eukaryota; Metazoa; Chordata; Actinopteri; Toxotidae. Gene Ontology annotation, cellular component: plasma membrane; cell surface. Bases 294 to 1361 code for a protein of 355 amino acids. Gene Ontology annotation, molecular function: coreceptor activity; death receptor activity; nerve growth factor binding. Gene Ontology annotation, biological process: Rho protein signal transduction. The transcript is spliced from 6 exons.